AUGAGAAAUAGUCUUAUUUAAGAGAAGUUACUUUAAUAUCAUAACAGCUAGAUGUCAGAUGUACUGAAAUAUUUGUUGAACUCCAACAGUAAAAUAACUAAUCAAUCCACAAAGUUACCUCCAUUAUCUAUAACAGAAUCAAUAAAGAAUUCACCAAAACAUAAAAGAUCACGAAUAUAUUCCUUAAAUCAAGACAUCACUUAAUUUGAAACCUCUAGAAUUGAUUUAACUUAACAAAUUGAGAAUGGAGAUUAUACAUUUAAGGAUUAAAUUUAAUAAUCUACUGCAAAAUAUCCAAAAUUGAGGAUGCCAGAAUAGACUGAGAGAUCUAUAGAUGCAAGUCCUUCGCUUUAAUCAAAUAAAACACUCAAGGUAAUUCAAAAAUGAA
Molecule: messenger RNA, 388 nt
Organism: Paramecium octaurelia
Lineage: Eukaryota; Ciliophora; Oligohymenophorea; Peniculida; Parameciidae
Source: the annotation of a GenBank genome assembly